Molecule: messenger RNA, 768 nt
Organism: Schistocerca nitens (vagrant locust)
Lineage: Eukaryota; Metazoa; Arthropoda; Insecta; Orthoptera; Acrididae
Product: trypsin alpha-3-like
Exons: 5
Coding region: 1-768 (255 amino acids)
Biological process (GO): proteolysis
Molecular function (GO): serine-type endopeptidase activity
Source: RefSeq, a predicted model, not a curated record
AUGGAGCUAGCAGUUUCAACUGCAGCGCCAUCCAUGGAGGGUCCACAGCAGCAGCGCAAUGCCCAGCCAUCAGUUACAACCAGACCCGCCGCCUCUGUCGACCAUGGCCUCCUAGGACAGUUUAAGCUGUCACAUCGCUGUCCUGGGGCAGCAGGCUACACCCAUAGCUCUGGACAUUCACUGCGGCCGCGGGCUGGCGUCGCCUUUGGGAAAUUGAGCUGCGGUCGGCUCGAGGCGGUGCGGCGAGAGAGCAGCUUGGCUACCGCCGCCGCCGCCGCCGCCGCCGCCGCUGCUGUUCGCAGGCUGUCGACGUUCGGUCUGGCUGUGCGGUCUGGCAGCGAAACCACCAAGAGGGGUGGAGCACUGCACCCUGCUGCGGACAGGGCUUCUCACGUCCACUACGACUUCUUCGGACUCGACUACGACAUCGGCCUCAUCAAGGUGGAUUCGGCUUUCAAGCUCGGACGGCUGGCGCGCCCCCUUCCUCUGGCCAGGACGGAGCCCCGAACUGGAGCCGUCGCUGUGCAGACUGGUUGGGGAUCCGCCGCUGGACAACCGCGCCUCCUGUCUGACGGACUGCUGGUUGACUCUCUGCAGGUAGCCAACAGCGUCGACCCCGGCGGCCCCCUGGUGGCGAACGGGCGACUCAUCGGCGUCGUGUCGUGGGCCACCGGCUGCGUGUCCGCCGGACAGCCCGGCGUCUACGCCGACGUUUCGGAGAUGGCCGACUGGGUGCUCGAGUACGUCCGCAACUACGACUCGGCCUGA